This is a messenger RNA of Paramuricea clavata, 6658 nucleotides long. The record is from the annotation of a GenBank genome assembly. NCBI's taxonomy places the organism in Eukaryota, Metazoa, Cnidaria, Anthozoa, Malacalcyonacea, Plexauridae.
AACUGACAACAACAGCCUUCAUGGAACAAACAGAGUGCGCAGCAAAAAUAUGACGAAACUUUUGUUUUCCUAGUAUUUUGAAGCGAAUUUCACAGCAAAAAUGAACAACAACGAAGAUACACUGUCUGUUGUUUCCUCAAGCUAUCCAAGAUCAUUAAAAUCUGGGCUCAAUGGUUCGCCUACGAUGGCUAGUGGUCGCUACCCAACAAGCGACGCUGCAAGCUUUUCCACAAGUAUGGGCCGUUUCGAUACUUGUAUUUUAGGAAGACAAAUUGUUGAGCCUCAGAAACGACAUACGGUAUGAAAUGCUGUUUAAUUUAACUUCAUAACAUUCGUUUAUACGGUCUUAAACUUCCGUGAAACGUCCGUAUAUAUUUGCGUUUGGCACAUGAGGUUUAUAUGCUUGCUACAAAUAUGACAUCUUUGAUUUUUAGCUUUACAAAAUAGAGGUUGAUGGUGGCUUUAAGAAAUGGGUGAUUUAUCGACGAUAUAGGGAUUUUAUUUUGCUAAAUAAGAAGGUAUGUGAUUAUAUAAAUUAUGAAUAUAUAUUCAAUUUGGGUACUGGUCAAAUAUUGAUAAGACCAUCGCGUGACCAUCAAUUAAAUAUUGAUAAAUACCAUCACGAUUGUAUAUAUAGAUAGAUACCUGUAAAAUUAGGUAGUUACUUGAUUAUGCCCAAUUGGCGACUUGUGCUAGUUUACAAUUGAGCAAAAGUAUACCAUAUGAAUCGUAUCGAGUACAUAAUAUUUACGCUGUGGUUAUUUGUCUGACACUGCAUUAGAUAUUACCAUAUGUCGAACAGAAAUUUCCUCGUUCUGUCAAAUGCGAAAGUGAUACCUGGUAAAUUUCAUUAGAUUUCAAGCAGAUCCUUGGUCGUCUGUGGUUAGACCAGGAGUAGAGUUUCAAAGUGUAUUAUAGGUGGCCUGAGCAAUUUAAAGAAUCAUUGACCUUAUAGUUUAAUCUGCUAUGAGAUCUGCGGGGUGGGAUUAAUUGAGGGCAAGGUUCAGAGGUAAAUUUAAUCAUUAGGCCUUUAUUUUUCUUCCAGCUAGCAGGCAAAGAAAAAUGAAGGCCUGAUACAAAUGUUAUUGGGUCAUUCCAGAAAAGACCACCCUGCCCAAAGUAGGGAUGAGCCGAUAAGGAAAAUUGCCGAUUACUGAGGCCGAUUAUUUAUAAGCCGAUUAUUGUAACUAAUCGGCCGAUUAAUCGGUACCCACCGAUUAUUUUAAAAAGCAAGCGAAAAAUCACAGGAUGACCAACAAUGAAGUUGUAAAUGCGGUUUUAUUGUUUACAAUACACACUUUGUACAAUUAAAAACAACUUCAGUCUCGCAUGUCAAUAGUCAAAGUUUAGUUUUGGCAGAUUACAGUAUGGUGUAAAAACAAGACACUAUGCGGAGCUAGUCUGCUGCGCUUUUUUAGUGGAAAUGUUCCCAGCUUCACUUCGCUUGAGACGAAAGAAGGCACAGGUUUUGCAACAAAAUGUGAAAAUCUAUUCGCUUGUAUUCAGUAUUUUAGCAUGUGAUCGGCAGCUGCAGAGAAGGUCUUAUGGCCGAUUAUUUUCCGAUUAUCAGGCAAUAAUCGGUCGAUUACCGAUUAUUUAAAAAACGGCCGAUUAAUCGGCUUUGCCGAUUAUUUACCGAUUAAUCGGCUCAUCCCUAGCCCAAAGAGGAAAUUUCUGCCAUCUAGAGGGGGAGGGAGAAAAUUUUGUUUAUUAUAAUAAUAAGUGUAUUACAGUAGGACAUGCAAAGGGGGUAGGGGAUUUAACUUCCAAUUUUUUCUGUGUGGGAGGUAUGGACGUUUCCUGGAAUGAUCCAUUUGUGUCAAACGACUACAGUACCUGUAUGGACUAUGCUUUGAUUGGCUAUUAAUAGCAUGAGUAUAGUUUUAAGGUGCCCACACAGCUAAGCUAUAUAGUCAACUGCUCAUGCCAUGCUUUAAUAGUCGGUAGCAUGUAUUAGUUUGUUCAAUUUCGUUUCAACUAACUAGUGCAUGUUAUUAUCAUAGCUUGGCCAGUUGCUGACUGGCCAGUAGCUAAAUACUUAGUUGUAUAAUGAAGUUGUUAGUUGUUUGCUAUUUGAUAUCAAUGUAUAUUGUUCUUGGGUUUGCAUGUGUAAUUGGCCAAUCACGUUGCGAAUACCCUGCCUAUAUAGUCUAUUCAGUUUGUUAAAUGUAUAAUUAUUACUUUGUAGUACAGUAACUGUUAAGACUAUCUGGCAAAGUUAAUAAAUUUAAAAAAAAAAUAGUAUUGAGCCAAUUACUUAAGCCUAGUCCUUGCUACAAUGUAAGCAUAAUAAGCAUAAACACAAGCAUAAGAGAGAUCAGACAUACCUGUAUUGAUUUCUUAUGUAAUCUUUCUAUGAUGCAACAUAAAGCAUAAGAACAUAAAAGAUUGCAUUCUUUUCCUCUUGCGUUGUAGUGGGGAUGACACAAGCUUGCUGAACACCAAAGUGUUCUGCUUGCACAAACAACGACAUUUUUUGAUAAUUUUAUUUCAGAAUAUUAAUUUCUUUCUCUAAAGUUUGUCUGUCCCAUAAUCAAUGGAGAUGUUUUUGUUUGAUUUGAUUAGCAAUGUUAAACAUUGGCAAUCUGUUACGAAGCUCAGAAUUUCAGCCCAUAGAUUUAAUACCUUGUUGAAUCUGGUUGAUAUAGCAACGUUCCAGUAUCAAGGUUUUUUCAGGGAUUUUUCAGAGCCGUAACACGGCCCCAAAAACUCAAUCUUGAAUUGAGUUUUGAAACUCAAUCUUCUCACCAAAGUUUUAGUGCAGUAAAAAUGAAGUUGUUUGAGUUAAAUUCAUGACGACUGUGGAAAUUAGUUUUCAAUUGGAAACCCGACAAUUAAGAAAAAAAUGGCUGUGUAGUUCCAUAGUGUCUGUUAGUGCCCCCUGCUUUAACACAUUGCGUCUCAACUACAUUUAAUGAGGUUACAUAGUAACCAAGGUUAAUAUCAUAGGAACCGCGCACAGUCUGGGUACGACAAUUGUGCCCUCAGGAUAUCGGAUAUAGAGAGUGCCAAGUGAUUCAGACCUGAGUCCAAGUAACUCAAAUCCGUAGAUCAGGGGCGUAGGAAGCAAGGGGGCACGGGGGGCAUGUGCCCCCCCAAAUUUUUUUAAAGGACUAAAAGUGCCCUUUUUUGUGAUAAAAAGUGCCCUUUUUGUGUUGAAAAGUGCCCUUUUUUGUGAGGAAAAGUGCCCCUUUUGUAGAAGCUAAUGUCGCUGUAAAUACUAAAUUAAAACAAUAGGUGCCAUUUUUGUGUGGAAAUUUACAAAUUUUUUUUAAAAAUUAGGUCACAAACAUAAAUUUCGGUAUGAUAUGACGGAAAAUUUUCCUCAGGAGAAAUUUCUGCCCCCCCCCCGUCGGCAACAUUUCCGGGAAAAAUUUUUUAGGUGCCCUUUCCGAUAGUAAUGUGCCCCUACAAGCCGGUGCCCCCCCAAACUCCAGGUGCUUCCUACGCCCCUGAGUUCAGUAAAGAAACAUUAAGCAGCACAAAACUCACAAAACCAGGGGUGUUUGAAAAAUCUCAAAAUUGCAAAACUAUUGACAGGUGGUCAUUAUUUAAUUAAUGUUCUUUUUGAGGUGACAGGAAGGGGAAAGACAGGAGAGAGAAAGAUUACGGCAAGAAUGGGUUGAAAUGCAGGAGAAAAUAAAGAGUAAGCAAAAUAUAUUGCAAUAUAUAUCUACAGUACUGUAUGUACUAUGUACCAAUGCCUUUUUGGUAAUCGAAUGCUUUUUUAUUAACCAAUUAAUGCCUUAUUGAUUACUUCAUGUCUUCACCACACUUGACUUUGAAGCCGGGAGACCUGGGUUCAGUCCUUGGUCAGACCUCUACUCAAGGUCUUAAAAUAAUUGGGGAAAAAGAGCUACCUUUACAUUGACAUCAGUAAAUGGUUAGGCUUUCGCGUCUUCUCGGAUAAGGACGUUAAAUCGUAGAUACCUCGGAUCCCUUAUCACUUGGGCAAUAGCUUGUUGGGAAAUCCGCUCACCAAUUUGUGAGAUACCGUACUCAAUAAACAAUUUCACUUGCUUUCUGUGUCAACAGAGGAAGACAUUGAAAUCACGUACAGCUAUUGGGAUGGUUCUGGACAUCGUCGCAAACUCAUAGUAAGUGUUGAUGAGAGAGGUCUGUGAGCUGGGCAGCUAAAGUUAGCAGCGAAUGGCACUCAGCUGAUGAAAUAUUUUGUAAUUUUUCUUUAGAUGAAGAAAGGCAACUCUAUCCAACAAUUCUUACAAAAGUGUUUAGAACAGUUGAGAAAAGACUUUACUGAACUUAAGUAAGAAUAAUUUCCAAUCCAUGUCCAGCUAUUGACUACAUUUUGAUCAAGGCAAGAAGAACGAAAUCCAACACCACAGCUAGAAAGAGCAUCUUAGAAUGAGUAAAACUGCAAAGUUUGGUUGCUAAAUGUUGUAAAAUGAAGAAAAUAUAUAGCCCUGUGAAGUUCGCAAAUUGUGUAUAUAUUCGUAUUACGCGCGGUAAAAAUAACCACUUUCGGCUCAAAAAUGAUCAUUUUCCCGCGCGUAAUGCAAAUAUGUACAAAAUUUGCGAACUUCACAGGGCUAUAUUUUCCUCAUUUUACAACAAUUCGCAACCAAACUUUGCAAUUUUACUCAUUUUAAGAUGCUCUUUCCAGCUAUGGUAAUGGAUUGUGUUCUUCUUGUCUAGAUCAAAAUUUAGUCUAUACUGGAAUCAUCCAUAUUAUAUAAAAGCUAACAGAACUUCCUUCCCACAGCCAUGCAACCUAAUUUCCGUUUUUAAUUUAUCUUUUCAGGCCAGUAACAACAGAACAAGUAAUGUAUGUUAAAGAGGACCUGAUUAUUCCACAGGUAUGCUUGGAGUAAAAUCUUACACAAUUGUCAAAUUUAAAAGCACGAACGGUGCGAGAUGUCCGACCCCUUUCUUAAGAAAUAAGUGGUUAUACUAUUGACCUCCCAGCAACCUCUUGAAGAUUUGGAGCAGGUUUCAAGUAUUUCAACAAUUAACCACACAAUUUGGUCGUUCUUUACUUAAUUAGCUCUGGUAUCCUUGUUUGUACCAUUAUUCUAGCAUUACACAUUCUACGAUUUUAUCGUCAACAAAGCUCGAGGCAAGAGCGGACCACUGUUUAAUUUUGAUGUUCACGAAGACAUCAGACUAACUAAUGAUGCGACUAUUGAGAAAGACGAGGUAAGAUUUCCUGGGGUCGGUUGUAUCAUUUCUGGAUAGCGCUAGAUCCAUCCGGUAACCGGCUUUAUAUUCUGUUUUAGUCUCACGCAGGGAAAGUCUGCUUAAGAACCUGGUAUGAGAGAAACAAACACAUUUUCCCCGCAAGCAGAUGGGAGCCUUACGAUCCCGAGAAGAAGUGGAGCAAAUAUACGGUACAGCGAGAUUGAAUUGAAGAUUUAAGAUUUCUAUAUAGCUUUCUAUAAUUUACAUGUGAAUAUUAUUAAAUUGCGCUUUACAUAUGGCCCAUGCAAAUUCUCGCUUCUCAAUCCUCAUCAAUUAACUCUCAUGCAACUCUUGUUCUCGUUUGACCAGGCCAUGAGAGUUGAGAAAACUCUCAUGCAAACUCUCGCUUCUCAACUCUCAUCAACUCUCGUGCAACUCUUGUUCUCGUUUGACCAGGCCAUGAGAGUUGAGAAAACUCUCAUGCAAGCUCUCGCUUCUCAACUCUCAUCAACUCUCGUGCAACUCUUGUUCUCGUUUGACCAGGCCAUGAGAGUUGAGAAAACUCUCAUGCAAACUCUCGCUUCUCAACUCUCAUCAACUCUCGUGCAACUCUUGUUCUCGUUUGACCAGGCCAUGAGAGUUGAGAAAACUCUCAUGCAAACUCUCGCUUCUCAACUCUCAUCAACUCUCGUGCAACUCUUGUUCUCGUUUGACCGAGGCACGAGAGUCUCAUGCAAACUCUCGCUUCUUAACUCUCAUCAACUCUCAUGCAACUCUUGUUCUCGUUUGACCAGGCCAUGAGAGUUGAGAAAAUUCUCAUGCAAACUCUCGCUUCUCAACUCUCAUCAACUCUCAUGCAACUCUUGUUCUCGUUUGACCGAGGCACGAGAGUUGAGAAAACUCUCAUGCAAACUCUCGCUUCUCAACUCUCAUCAACUCUCAUGCAACUCUUGUUCUCGUUUGACCAGGCCAUGAGAGUUGAGAAAACUCUCAUGCAAACUCUCGCUUCUCAACUCUCAUCAACUCUCAUGCAAUUCUUGUUCUCGUUUGACCGGGGCAUGAGAGUUGAGAAAACUCUCAUGCAAACUCUCGCUUCUCAACUCUCAUCAACUCUCAUGCAACUCUUGUUCUCGUUUGACCGGGGCACGAGAGCAAAUGCAAAUUAUGCAAACUCUAGUUUAAGUUCUCGAAUGAAUUUAACCACAAACAAUAAUGCCUAAUGUUAAUUUCAUGCAAUGUUUCUAGAUUUCCGAAAAGAAAUAGGAACGAAAUGCAUGUCUGGAUGGGCUUUCUCGGCAAAAGAGAAGUAAAUUGAUCAGUAACGUUCACAAAGACUCAUAAGAAAGGUUUGAACAAGAGGCAGGCAUUAGUUUAUAUUUAAUUUUAACUAUAUGGAACCUUUCCACAUGAAAGAAGCACAUUUAUUCUGGAAAUAUUUGCAAGUACUAUCAAAACUGUAAAAUAACUUAUUUUACUCAUUUUCGUUCCCAAAAUAGUACUACGACAAGCGCAGAGGCCC